ACAUAUACAUAAGUGCUCCUUAUCUAAUCUUACUUCCAAAAAAAAAAUGAAAUUAUCAUCACUAAAAUCGAUGACAAUAAUAGUUCUAGUGAGUUUCUCUCUGCAAUAAAACCCCUUCGUUUUAUGGCUUGCAAUAAUGGGUAAAGGCUGCAGCUGUUGCAAGUUGAGACGUGACUCCUUGGACUCUGACUUAUCGGACGUGAGCUCCUUGGACACCAACACCAGCGUCAAGUGGAGCCGUUCGAAGAGAAUGAUGCUCUGGGGCUUCAUUAUUCUAGCAGCCAUACUCUUUCUGGCGUUCAUCUUGAUCUGGGUGAUCAUCCCCAUCUCUUUCUGGCUCUCCAUAGCCUUCCAGAGGCUCAUGGUGUUCAUUUACAUAAACUCCCCCAGUAAUCCACAGUUUGACAAUCCUGGCAAGUAUGGGAUAACGGGGGUGCAGAACUUCUAUAUAACCGUCAAGGAAAACGACACUAUGACGAAGAUCGGUGCCUGGAUGAUCUUACCGGAACAAGAGAAGGAUUCCACCCUUACAAACGUGUCGGAAUUGUUGGAAAACAGUAAAUUCGACGUGCUUUUAUAUUUGCACGGGGUGUUGGCUAAUAGGGCGAAGCCUAUAAAGCAAUACGAGGUGCUUAGGCAACAGUUUCUGGUCAUCGCUAUUGAUCAUAGAGGUUACGGAGACUCAGGCGAAGGGGUGGAAAUGUCCGAGACUGGGAUAGUGAACGACCACUUGCAAAUCUACGACUGGGUGGCGAAACAUAAUCUCAAAGGGUCGGUUUACUAUUGGGGUCACUCCCUUGGUACCGCCCUCACGUGCCACACCGUAAGGGCCUUAAAGGAGCAACAUAGCGUCGUCCCCAAAGGGAUGGUUUUAGAGGCACCCUUCACCACUUAUGCAGAGGAAAUUCUCUCUACUGUGAUCGGAAAAAUGUUCCAGUGGCUGGCUUAUUUCGAUUCGACGGUGAUCCACCCCUUGCACAAUAACGGGUUCAGGUUCUUAUCUACCGAGAAUAUUCUGCACGUGGACUGUCCUAUAAUGGUCAUGAACGCCGAGGAUGACAAUGUGAUUCCGUAUACUUUAGGGCAGAAGCUGGCAGAAGUAGCCUCCACCCAAAGGGACCUGGUUAAGCAGGGCAAUGUUACGUAUCAUCUUUUUUCUAAGGAAAAAGGUUAUGGCCAUAAUGAUUGUACGCAAGACCCGGCAGUACCGCAGUAUAUUAGCGAAUUCAAGAAGUUUUGUGAGGAGUUCGCCCCUGCCAAAGACAUAGUGUAGGACCAAUAGAUGCUCUCUCUUAACUUAAGGAGGAAACACCCUAUAGAAUAUGAGAUCUUGUAAAUAAACGUGAAUACAACAUA
Anthonomus grandis grandis is the source of this 1356-nucleotide messenger RNA. Its product is annotated as lysophosphatidylserine lipase ABHD12-like. Gene Ontology annotation, molecular function: monoacylglycerol lipase activity; phosphatidylcholine lysophospholipase A1 activity. Gene Ontology annotation, biological process: monoacylglycerol catabolic process; phosphatidylserine catabolic process. The transcript is spliced from 8 exons. The record is from RefSeq and is a predicted model, not a curated record. The coding region runs from base 137 to 1273 and encodes 378 amino acids. Gene Ontology annotation, cellular component: endoplasmic reticulum membrane. Lineage: Eukaryota; Metazoa; Arthropoda; Insecta; Coleoptera; Curculionidae.